AAUCUGUAACAAUCACAUUUAAUAACAAUUUCUGAAUCAAAAUAAUUGUGUACGAGUAUGCAAAACAGUAUAUCGAAGAAUGUUCAGUGUUACAUAAUUUUAAAACAAAUGAGGAAAUAGUCUUAAGAAGAUGGAAUGAAUCUGAACAUGGUUGUUCUGGAAAGAUGGCAACACUUACAGUUACCAAGACCGAACAAAUAAAGAGUGAUUCAAGCUUUGUUGCAAUCAAGUCCAACACAUCCGAAAACACCAAUACAAAACAAAACACAAGAAUAAAAAACAAAAAUGCUGUCCUGAGAAAGUCAAAAUUAGCACAAAAUGCAGAAAAUUUAGACAAACUGACAAAAUCUCAGAUGAAUGAUGAACCACAUGAGAUCAAAAUGCAACUGUCUCGCCCUGAGUUUGAUGGAGAAGACAGUGCAAUAGGAUCUGAAGUAAGCAGUGUAAUCAGAAUGUCAGUUGAAGAUGAUCCACUACUGAAUGAGAAUGAAGACUUACUAAAUGAUUUAGAUAAUCUCAUAAUACAACCAGCCGGUUCAACAUCAAAACAACUUCCUAGUCAUACACUGGGAACUCUUUCUGCACAACCACCUUUUAUUGUCCCAAAGUUCCCUGUACCGCAAACCAGAGCAGUUCGAACAGAAAACAGCACCCCUCAGAAAGGAAAAUUUCAGCGUAACAGGAUACAACCUGUUGAUAAAGUUCCAGAAAGUGCCUUCCAAACAGAAAGCCUUGAUGUUAGUAACAACAGAGAAACAUCAGAUGUACAAAUUGACGGAGAACAAUCUUUAAACACCAAGUUACCACCCAGUUACGGUACUGAAGCAUCAUCUCUGCCUCCUUGUUCUAGAGGGGGUAUGUCAGACAUCGUCAUUCUCCAUACAGAUGCGGACAUGGAGAAAGCAUUUGACUACAUGGCCCAUCUUCUUCAAGACGUUGGAAUUAAGGAUCUUACAGUUGAUUUACUGAGUAGCAUCAAUGUCGGAAAACCUGGAAUGCAAAGUUUGGCGACAUUACACGAGAAUUAUCGACACAUUCUGACUUACGUCACCGAUAACCUAGUGAGCAACAAGUACUGUAGAUUCCUGCAAGAAAUCAUACUGACAUUUGGUCUGAAGGAAGGAAAUGGAAAAGAAGAUCGGGUUGUGCCUGUAUUUACCAAAAACGAACGCUGCAAAAUCCUAGAAUUAAGUAUACUACCUGGACUACAAUAUUUCAAAUUUCAUUCACGUAAUACGUUUAUUAGUGACUCGUACCUGAACACUGUCAGAAAACUUGUUCACGUGGGAAGAGAAAAUUUUCCAUAGAAUAUAUUGGUUGAUUUUUCUAAUAAAUUUUCUGUUUACCAG
Mercenaria mercenaria is the source of this 1349-nucleotide messenger RNA. RefSeq lists its product as uncharacterized. Bases 165 to 1307 code for a protein of 380 amino acids. NCBI's taxonomy places the organism in Eukaryota, Metazoa, Mollusca, Bivalvia, Venerida, Veneridae. The record is from RefSeq and is a predicted model, not a curated record. The transcript is spliced from 3 exons.